AUGGAAGCGUCCGAAGAUCUGGGCCUUAGUCAAGUUACCGAGUCAUCAAGCGUGAAUGCCACUGCUUCGAUCGCUGGUCCUCCUGAUGCCAAUGCCGAUCAGGAUGCUUCCUGCAAUACUGCUAAUCCUCUGGGCGUUCAGCAGCGAAGGAAAAACGCACUGAUCAGCAUAUGGCAUUUCCUCAAUUCUGAAACUUGCAGCAUAGUUUGCCUCCUCCUCCUCUUCAUCAACACAAUCCAGCUGUAUCUCUUCUUCCUCUACAGUCUGCUGGUUAUGCCAUUGCACACCAGCCGCAUGCUGAGGGCCAACAACCUGGAGUUCAUCAUCAGCCAGCUCCCAGAUAGCUAUAUAGACUACAAUUUCUUCGAGAGCCUGGGCGUUCUAUAG
This is a messenger RNA of Torulaspora globosa, 387 nucleotides long. RefSeq lists its product as uncharacterized. Bases 1 to 387 code for a protein of 128 amino acids. NCBI's taxonomy places the organism in Eukaryota, Fungi, Ascomycota, Saccharomycetes, Saccharomycetales, Saccharomycetaceae. The transcript has a single exon. The record is from RefSeq and is a predicted model, not a curated record.